AAUUUGCGUCGCUUGCCACAAGCUUUUAGCUUGUUUACUUAACCUACUAUCCACACUCGACCGGGCCUGAACGUCAAGGAUAAUUCACAGUGACAGCGAUUAUCGUUAUUCAGAGAAAACGAGCGAACAUCAAAGCCGGUCAAACAAUAGCGCAGCAAGAUGACAAAGAAAGGAAAAAAGAAAGGGCAGAAACGGCAACCCUCUGAACAAGACCCUCAAGCCUCUGGUUCACAGCAACAGGGAGCACCUGAUGCACAGCAACAGCAGCAGGCUCGGGGUUCACAGCAACAACAGAGGCCACCUGCUGCACAACAACAGAGACCGCCUGGUCCACAACAGCAGCAGCAACAGAGACCACCUGGUCCACAACAGCAGCAUCAACAGAGACCACCUGGUCCACAACAGCAGCAGCAACAGAGACCACCAGUUCCACAGCAGCAGCAGCAGCAACCAGCUGGUCCAUGGCAACAACAAAGACCGCCUAUUCCACAACAGCAGCAGCAACAGAGACCACCUGGUCCACAACAGCAGCAGCAACAGAGACCACCAGUUCCACAGCAGCAGCAGCAGCAACCAGCUGGUCCAUGGCAACAACAAAGACUGCCUAUUCCACAACAGCAGCAGCAACAGAGACCACCUGGUCCACAACAGCAGCAGCAACAGAGACCACCAGUUCCACAGCAGCAGCAGCAACAGAGACAACCUGGUCCACAACAGCAGCAACAGAGACCACCAGUUCCACAGCAGCAGCAACCAGCUGGUCCAUGGCAACAACAAAGACCGCCUAUUCCACAACAGCAGCAGCAACAGAGACCACCUGGUCCACAGCAGCAGCAGCAACAGAAACCACCUGGUCCACAACAGCAGCAACAGAGACCACCAGUUCCACAGCAGCAGCAGCAACAGAGACCACCUGGUCCACAACAGCAGCAACAGAGACCACCAGUUCCACAGCAGCAGCAGCAACCAGCUGGUCCAUGGCAACAACAAAGACUGCCUAUUCCACAACAGCAGCAGCAACAGAGACCACCUGGUCCGCAACAGCAGCAGCAACAGAGACCACCUACUUCGGAGCAGCAACCAUCAUUUCCUGCUCAACAGCAAAAACCAUCACCCUCUACUUCUCAACAACCACAGGAAACUGCUGUUAGUUUAAAGAGGAGAAAUGGAAAAGUAGUAUUACCAACUGCUCUGAAAGAAGCAUAUAUAGAACAAAUUCCACGCAAAAAAAAUGCUGGAACACAGGGUAGAAAGAUUCAGGUGGAAACGAACAUGUUAAAAAUCGUGCUUAAACCAAAUUUUAAAACAAAUAUUAUACAUUAUGACGUCGUUAUUACUCCAGAUAAACCAAAAUUUAUGUUCAGAACAAUUUUUGAAUUAUAUAGGAGAAAACAUUUUCCAAACAGAUAUCCAGCAUUUGAUGGAAGAAAAAAUGCUUAUAGUGGAAACGAUCUUCCAUUUGAUAGUACAAGUGUAGAAGAUGAAAUAAAAGUUCUAGACCCUGAACGACAACAAGAACGUGUAUGGAAAAUAUACUUACGAAAAGUUGCAAUUCUUGAUUUAUCAUGGUUAAGAGGUAUAGAGAUGGGUUAUAAUGAAGGUGAAAAAGAGGAGAAAGGACUACAAGCGUUGGACGUUAUUUUCCGCCACGGUCCUGCAUAUACAUUUACACCAGUGGGAAAAUCACUUUUUCCAAGACCAGAACCGGGUAGAGUUAUAUCUUUGUCAGAUGGUAUGGAUUUAUGGAUUGGCGUAUUUCAAUCUGUAGCAAUUGGAAAAAGAGCUUACUUAAAUAUUGAUGUGGCACAUAAAGGAUUCCCUAAAGACCAAUCUAUUAUUGAUUUGAUGAGAGAGUUGUGUAGACCUCCUAGACAGGCUCAACCUUUGGCAACUGUACAACCACGAGACGUAGAAAGGAAUAAAGAAAAAAUAACUAAAUUUUUAAAGGGAUUAAAAAUACAAUAUGAAUUGCCUGGUCAACCUACAACUCGAAGAACUUAUCGUGUAAAUGAAUUAGUCAGGUGUCCAAGAGAAAACAAAUUUCGUUUAGAAAAUAAUACGAUGUGUACAGUGGAACAAUAUUAUUUAGAAAAAAAGAAUUAUAGAAUACAAUUUCCUGACUUACCUUGUCUUUGGGUAGGAUCCCGAAAUAAUAAUAUUCACUUGCCUGUGGAGUUGUGUACAAUUGUGGGUGGACAAGUCACACAAAAGAAACUAAAUGAAGAUCAAACUACUAAUUUAAUUCGACAUGCUGCAACUGAUACUCGAACACGUAAAGCAAAAAUUAUGGCUGGUUUUGCUAGUAUGAAUUUGAAUCAACAACCGACCUUAAUGAAUGAAUUUCACCUUUCUGUACAAGGAGAAUUUGAAAAAGUACCAGCUAGAAUUCUUCAAGCUCCCGUGUUGCAAUACAAUAAAAAUCAAGUUAAUGUAGUUAAAGGUGUAUGGCGAGCGGAUAAAUUUAUCAAACCGUGCGAAUUGCCAGAUCUGACGUGGACUAUUUUGAAUUUAGACGGAAGAACGCAAGAUCGUGACUUAUAUCGUUUACAAGAUAGUUUACAAAACGGCGCUGUAUCUGUCAAUAUGAGCAUUGGCAAGGCAUUAACUCCAUUUGGAAAUCUAAUGUUAGGAAGAAAUAUUAGCAACAUUAUGGAAUAUUUUCAAGAUAAAAAGAAGCAAAAUUUAAGAUUGGUGGUAGUAGUAAUCCCAGUUUUUGAUAAUGCAUCAUACAGUGUGGUAAAACAAAUUUCUGAAUUGAAAGUAACUGGUGGUGUAGUAACUCAGUGUUUAAAGAGUAAAACUUUAAUGAAACUGAGUCCUUCAACAGUCACGAAUAUUUUACUGAAGAUAAAUUCGAAACUUAACGGAGUUAAUCAUAAACUUGCUCCUACCUAUUUACCACCUUGCUUAUCAGUACCGUGCAUGUUAAUUGGUGCAGAUGUGACUCAUCCUUCGCCUGAUGCUGUAGACAUACCUUCGAUUGCUGCUGUCGCCGCAAGUCACGAUCCGAGUGCUUUUCAAUAUAAUGUACAAAUAAGAAUCCAAUCACCAAGGGAAGAAAUGAUUCAAAGUUUGGAAGAAAUUAUGCGUAAACAGUUGAUAUAUUUUUUUCAAAAGACGAGCUAUAAACCUAGAAAAAUAAUUUUUUAUCGAGAUGGUGUAAGUGAAGGCCAACUUCCACAAGUUAUGCAUUUCGAAUUAUCUGCAAUAAAGAGAGCCAUUGCAAAGUUAGAAGGAUCUACUGAACAUAAGAUUCCAAUUACAUUUCUUGUAGUUCAGAAGAGGCAUCAUAUACGUCUUUUUCCAACUGAUAACAAUUGUGAUCAAAAGAAUUUUAACGUGUUAGCAGGCACUAUUGUUGACACAGAAAUUACACAUCCUACACAAGUGGAUUUUUAUCUUGUAUCACAUGCUAGUAUUCAGGGUACUGCGAGACCAACCAAGUACAGAUGUAUAUGCAAUGAAAAUGAUUUAUCAGAAGACGAAAUUGAACAACUAACAUAUUAUCUUUGUCAUAUGUUCGCACGGUGUACAAGAUCUGUUAGUUAUCCUGCUCCUACUUAUUAUGCUCAUUUAGCAGCUGCUAGAGCCAGAGCAUUGAUACACGGGGUUCCUUUAGAUAUAAAUAACUUGGAAGAAGCACAGCGAGUUAACAUGACGUUACAGAUGAACGAGAACUCUCCUAUGUUUUUUGUUUAAGAAUUAUGUACGUAUUUUCAUUUUUUCUUUCACUUACAUUAAAUAAUGCUUUUUAUUAUUAAAUAUAAUCAACAUAUAAUCAUUGUCACAUUAAAAAAAAAA
Osmia lignaria (orchard mason bee) is the source of this 3801-nucleotide messenger RNA. RefSeq names its product Argonaute 2 (gene AGO2). The record is from RefSeq and is a predicted model, not a curated record. Gene Ontology annotation, molecular function: RNA binding; protein binding. NCBI's taxonomy places the organism in Eukaryota, Metazoa, Arthropoda, Insecta, Hymenoptera, Megachilidae.